AUGGAGAAACCGACACAGGGUUCGCUCCAACCGACCAUACCGAAGAGCGCGGAGAGUCCGGCGGAGGAUCUCUCUAAACUAACGGACGAGGACCUUCUGAAAUGGAGUAAAGAAGACCUGGUCCGCCGUUUACGUAGAGCGGAGGCCGAAAAGAUGAGUGUGAUUCUGGACCACAGCAACCUUAUUCGAGAAGUCAAUCGUAGGCUUCAGCUGCAUCUAAACGAGAUACGAAGUCUGAAGGAGGUGAACCAGAAACUCCAGGAGGAUAAUCAGGAGCUGCGGGACCUCUGCUGUUUCCUUGACGACGACCGUCAGAAAGGGAAGAAAGUUUCGAGGGAGUGGCAGCGCCUGGGCCGCUACAGCGCCGGCAUCAUGCGAAAGGAGGUGGCGCUCUACCUGCAGAAGCUGAAGGAGCUGGAGCAGCGGCAGGAGGAGGUCCUGAAGGAGAACUUGGAGCUGAGGGAGCUGUGCCUCAUGCUGGACGAGGAGAGGUCCGGAGGCGCGGGAGGGACCGGCGCGGCCGGCUGUCGGAACUCCAUCGACAGUCAGAGCAGUCUGUCUCACGGGAGCGUGCCAGGACCCGGCCUCCUCAGAGACGUAGGUGACGGGAGCAGCACCUCCAGCGCGGGGAGCACCGACAGCCCCGACCAUCUGCCGCACAAGCAACAGCUUCAGACCGGCCCAUCAGGGGGCAGCACCGAGCACCUCCUAAAGCCACGCCCAGGAGAGGAGGCCAAAGUGCUCUCAGAUCAGCCAGGCCGCAGAAGGAGCACCAGCCCCGAGUACGCCGCACACACCUUCCCCCAGGUGUGCAGGCCCCGCUGUGGAUCCCUCUCCAGCCCGGACCACAAAGGCCUGCGGAGCUCCAGCUCGGACAAGCACAGCAAGAGCCUAUCCAGAGCCAACCCCGAGCAGUUUUCCAAGCACCUGCUGGUGACGGGCCAGCCGCCCGGAAGUCCCGACCUUUUCCAGAAACACAGGGCCAGCCUGGGGAGCGUCUGCGGAAGCCCGGAGACUAAGCAGGCGCUGACGGGGACUCCCGAGCAUGUGCAGAAGGGCCGUGUGAUUUCGGGCAGCCCCGAGAUGUUGAGACAGCAGUACGGCGGCGGCGGCGGCCUGGAGCACGGCAAAUUUGGCAGCCCCGGGCGUGAGGUGUCGCAGAGGAGGCCCGGAGGAGAGGAGCUGUCCCCCCACCAUCGCAGCAUUUACAGUGGUAUGAACGGCGGGUCCGACUGGAGCCUGCUGUAA
Messenger RNA from Chanos chanos (milkfish), 1248 nucleotides. It is a transcript of the gene ccdc85a, whose product is annotated as coiled-coil domain containing 85A. The transcript has 2 exons. The record is from RefSeq and is a predicted model, not a curated record. The coding region runs from base 1 to 1248 and encodes 415 amino acids. Lineage: Eukaryota; Metazoa; Chordata; Actinopteri; Gonorynchiformes; Chanidae.